This is a messenger RNA of Gilbertella persicaria, 838 nucleotides long. RefSeq lists its product as uncharacterized. Gene Ontology annotation, molecular function: NADPH binding; 6,7-dihydropteridine reductase activity; NADH binding. The record is from RefSeq and is a predicted model, not a curated record. Lineage: Eukaryota; Fungi; Mucoromycota; Mucoromycetes; Mucorales; Choanephoraceae. Gene Ontology annotation, cellular component: cytoplasm. The transcript has 6 exons. Gene Ontology annotation, biological process: L-phenylalanine catabolic process; tetrahydrobiopterin biosynthetic process. Bases 20 to 721 code for a protein of 233 amino acids.
UUUGUAUAUUAUCAAUAAAAUGAGCAAACUUUUAGUCUAUGGUGGAGCUGGUGCCUUGGGUCGUUCUCUUGUACAACAUUUUAAAUCAAAAGGAUUCACAGUGAUCAAUGUGGAUUUGAUUGAGAAUACAGAGGCCGACUACAACACAUUGACAAAUGCUUCCGCCUCUUUAUCGGAACAAGGAGAAUCCAUCAGUCAUUCCCUUUCUCAAGUUUUGGGCUCAGAUAAGUUGUGUGGUAUUUUUUGUGUUGCUGGUGGUUGGGCUGGCGGUAAUGCAGCCAACAAAGACUUCUUAAAAAACUCUGAAUUGAUGAUAAGUCAGAGUGUUCAUUCUUCUUUAAUUGCUUCACAUCUUGCUUCUAAAUAUCUUGAAGAGAAUGGCUUGCUGACCUUGACAGGUGCUUUGGCUGCUUUGGAGGCAACACCUGGUAUGAUUGGUUAUGGUAUUGCUAAGACUUCAGUACACCAUCUUGUUCAAGACUUAGCAGCAUCAAAUGGUGGACUUCCUCAAGGUGCUAAAGUUACUGCUAUCUUACCUAUCACGAUCGAUACUCCCAUGAAUAGAAAAUUCAUGCCUAAUGCUGAUUUUAGCACAUGGACCUCACCUACAGAUAUUGCAAAGCAAUUAGAAGGUUAUCUCACAGGCUCAGUGUCCUUGACAAGUGGCAAACUUGUGAGUGUUGUUACUGAAGAUGGUGUCACUACUUUUAAGGAAAUCUAAAAUGAGCGUAAUAAACAGCUUUCAUGUUAUGAGUAUGAUAGCCAUUUACGUCUGUUGUACAACAGUACAGAUGGAUAUUCAGUUGAGUGCAUUCAUAAUGCCUAUUGUUUAGACCAG